Gongylonema pulchrum is the source of this 378-nucleotide messenger RNA. NCBI's taxonomy places the organism in Eukaryota, Metazoa, Nematoda, Chromadorea, Rhabditida, Gongylonematidae. The record is from the annotation of a GenBank genome assembly.
AUGUUGAAGAUUUUGCCGGUGGACGAGCUUGAGGGUAAAUUUGGUGAGAUGAAAUGGGCAAUUUGGAGACAAAAUCUUGAGGGUGUCGCGGGCGACGUGGACGAUGAGGAAGAUAAUGCUUGCUUCGAGGAGCAGGUCCUCACGAAAACUCUGAAAAAUACUGCUGAUCGACGAAAUCUCAGGAAAUUCCUCGAAGAGUCACUGGCACUCGCCAGUGUAACACAACACGACAAUAUAGCUCAUGUAUGCGCUUGCUGUUAUUAUACGCUUACGUAUGCAUUCACAGAAUCCCAAGACAGAUUAGGGCGCGAAACCUUCCUGGGAGGGGGACGCAACCCUAAAGAGUUUCUCGUUAGAGUCAUCAUCAGAACGACUUAG